AUGGCAACAGUAUUAAGAGGAACAGAUCGACCGAAAGCGGGUAGUCUGUCGUUAGGAGGGUUGCCACCACUCCCACUCACGAGACCACACUCGUCCGCCUCCCUUGUGUUGCCUGAAAUUUCUACAAAAACAAAUUUGUCACCACACGUCUAUGACGAAAGUUUCAUGUCAAUUAAACUGGUUCCUAUCAGGAUUCAUGAUGAUGUGCCGAAGUAUGGAAGAGAGUGGGGACCGACAUCUUACACGUCACACGUUCAGAUGUUGCACUAUUUCGUGGUGAGAUCUAUCUUGGAUGAGUUCGUUAAUGAUUUACUGUAUGUAGUCUGCAAGAAAUCGAACAGGAGUGCAAAUAGUGGCCAAAGAUCUUCAGUUGAAGACUCAAGAAACAAUAAUACAGCAACGAAAGGCGAUUUGGACAUCAAUCAGAAAGUUGAAAGAAUGUUUGAUGACAUUUUAAAUGAAGUCAUUGUGAACGAGGUGACAGUGCACUACAAAGUUUCAAAAUUCGGUCAACACAAAUCGCAUGAUCUGAUUGUCAAAAAUAUCAUUAACAUUACGUUAUCUGAAAUUUUGAGGAACACAAACAAAACAAUCGAAUCAUUGCAACGAUGCAGUGCUUAUGUUAAGAAGAUCUUUCUCGAAUCGCUCUCCAAGUCUAGUAGUGGUCCAUUUCAACACCAACAAUUCCUGGUGUACCUGACCGGAGAGGAACAUGACGUCAGCGACGAGGAAAUAUUCCACUUUCAUUUUCAAGAUUUUAACCCGAAAGUAUUAGAUUACACUUGUUUGAUUGGUUGUGAUCAGUGGCUGGCCCCGUCCACUGAACAAUGGAAAGUCUUGCAAAACGCUCAACUUGAUUAUUGGAGUAAUUUCGAAGUUUUUACGAAGAACCAGCAAGUCACUCAGAAGUGUGUGGGAAUCUCCGCGUUGCAAGUCUCUCCCAACAUGAGAUUCUCUGCUUUCUCCAAUCUCAGAGGCCACGUAUGUGUAAUCGAUUUUAAUUGGAUCCCGCCUCGACUAAUCAGAGUACAUUUCAGUGAGUCACAUGACCCAGUCAUCAGCCUAUCGUGGACAAGGGAUUCGAAGUAUUUGAUGAGCAUGACCAAAAUGGGUGUUCUGAACGUGUGGUCUCUGGUGGGCGGAGUCAGUUUGACCAAUCAAAAAACAGGAGGGGGUGGAAGUGUUAAAGACGACCUUGUCAUCGUGAAGGGCGAAGAUGGGUACAUCCCUGAAAUGUUAGUGCGACUAAUCACCAUGGAAGCAGCUUCUGGGGAUUUCAUGUUGCAGACUAGUAGAUAG
This is a messenger RNA of Helobdella robusta, 1299 nucleotides long. RefSeq lists its product as hypothetical. The transcript has 11 exons. The record is from RefSeq and is a predicted model, not a curated record. Gene Ontology annotation, molecular function: protein binding. Bases 1 to 1299 code for a protein of 432 amino acids. Lineage: Eukaryota; Metazoa; Annelida; Clitellata; Rhynchobdellida; Glossiphoniidae.